Hyaloscypha bicolor E is the source of this 693-nucleotide messenger RNA. Its product is annotated as U3 small nucleolar RNA-associated protein-like protein Utp11. Lineage: Eukaryota; Fungi; Ascomycota; Leotiomycetes; Helotiales; Hyaloscyphaceae. The record is from RefSeq and is a predicted model, not a curated record. Gene Ontology annotation, cellular component: small-subunit processome; nucleolus. The coding region runs from base 1 to 693 and encodes 230 amino acids. Gene Ontology annotation, biological process: rRNA processing. The transcript is spliced from 2 exons.
AUGCGAAAUGCCGUCCAAAGACGGAACCACCGCGAGCGUGGGCAGCCUGAAGAACGAGCGAAAUGGGGGCUGCUAGAGAAGCAUAAGGACUACUCCGCCCGCGCUCGAGAUUUCAACCAGAAAAAAUCGAAGCUCAAAGCCCUCCGGCAAAAAGUCCUCGACAAGAACCCAGAUGAAUUCUACUUUGGCAUGAUGUCCCGGAAGGGACCUGCUACGAUGGGAAAGAACAGAACCGGGACGGUCAACGGGGAUAGAGGGAACGAGGUGUUGAGUCAAAAUGCCGCGAGGUUGUUCAAGACGCAGGAUUUGGGAUAUGUGAGGACGAUGAGGAAUAAGGCCCUUAAAGAGGUCGAGGAGCUGGAGAAGAGGAGUAAGGGCAUUCAAGGAGAGGGAAAGAAGAUGAUUUUUGUUGGUGACGAGGAGGAACAGAGACGGAAAUUGGAAGAUGUCGACAUGGAUGAGGACGAGGACCAAGACGAAGACGACAAGGCGGCAAGAAGACUGAGAAAGAUGCAAGAAAAGGAGGCGGACAAAUUAGAAGCCAAACUCACAGUUGCGAGGGAGAGAUUAAAGGCUUUAACGGAUGCAGAAGAAGCGUUGGAGUUGCAGCGGGCGAAGAUGGCGAAGUCACCAACGGUUGGAGGAGUCACAAAGCAAGGAGUCAAAUUCAAGGUGCGAGAACGCAAGAGAUAA